CUUAAGGCACUGGAUUCACAGAUGUCAAUCAUAGUGAUGAUGUCACCAGUCUCGGCCAGUCAGCCCGUCGCAUCGAGUUCGUCAACUUACUAUUAACCAGGCUUUCAAAAUAUGAUUUUGAAAUAUUUUGCAUUGUGCAAGCGAUCACUGGGAGAAAUUAUAGCAUUUACAAAUGCUUUUUUUCGGUUGAUUAAUGAGUAUCAAGUACUAUCUACGCACGUGCCAGGACCAUGUGCUACAGAUUAGAACAACAAAGAAUACAAUGUUAUCAUCAAUAAAAACAUAAAUAAAAGAGUACAUUAAAUUUGAUUGGUCCAAGGUAAUUUUAAUGACCAAUAGCGUUAAAGUACACAUCAAUGUAAUGGCUGAAGCCAAAUUUACAAUAAUUCAUUUUCAUUGUAUUGAAUUUUGGCUUUGGUUGUGUAAACUCAUGUCAAUGAAAUUUGGGAAUGCAGCUUAGAGAUAUUAUAUUCUUUAUUGCUUUACUUGUGUCAAUACCGUUCGGCCACCUUGUAAAAAAAAUAAAAUCUCCUAUUUUGAAGCGCCAUGUUUGUACCUUGGCAGGCGUUUGUCUUGUGCUAUUUCUCAACGGUUUUUAUGAUUUCUGGCAUUCUUUCAUAGUUAUUGUGGCGACUUACAACAUUUGCAAACUAUCCAGAUGGAUACCUUGGUACAACUGGUUGGCAUUUCUCUUUGUAUUUGCAUACCUGUUUUUCUUCAGAACCUGCACAAAAUAUGGUCUCCCUCAUCCUUCACCCUACAGUGAUAAUGUUCAACUUUUUAUGACUCUCAGAAUGGUCGGACUAGCAUUUGAAAUUCGUGAAAACUGUGAGAAAUCUCAAACAAUAAAUGAAGAAAAGAAUAAACAUUUUAAGGAAAUGUCAUUUUUUCAUUUCUUAAGCUUUGGUUAUUGUUAUUGUGGUAUUUUUACUGGACCUUAUUACAAAUACCAAACAUAUAUUGAUAUGUUGCAUCAAAGUAACGGAGAUGUUAUUCAAAGUGAUGAGGUUGCAUGGAGAUGGUUGACAUAUCUACCAGUGUUUGUUGUAGGUUAUACUUUUUUUAGUCAAUGGUUUCCAGCAUAUCUCCACAAAGAUGAGUUUCAUAAUCAAUCUCUUAUGAUACAAAUACUAAUGUUGGCAUUGGCAGAUGUUCGAUUUCGAUGUAGAAUUUACAUUGGUACUCAUAUGUCAGAAAGUAGUGCUAUGACUUUAUGUCUUGGAGCAUAUCCUACUGAAACACUACCCAAAUCAGGACAAGGACCGUCUCCAUAUAUUAAUAAUAUCUCUGAAAAUGAUAGGAUAUUGAAGACUGAGAAAUAUAUUCAUUCAGCCUUGAUAACUAAAGAUAAAAAAUAUAGCUUUGAGACAAUACGUGGUAUGUAUUUAAGAAAGGCUGAAUUUUCUUCACUAAAGAUUAUGAUCAGAAAUUGGAAUACAACAGUCCAAUGGUGGAUGGCAGCUUAUGUUUAUCAACAGUUUCCAUUCAAAAAAAAAAUUGUGAGAUUUUCAGCGGUAGCUGUAGUAAGUGCAUUCUGGCAUGGUAUAGCUCCUGGCUAUUAUAUGUCGUUUUUCUUCAUAAUGUUGGCUCAAUUGGUUCAAGAAAAUUGUGAUUAUAAGUUCAGAGCUUAUCUUAGUGAAGAGAAACAGAAAUGUUAUGACUGGGUCAGUUGGUUUGUUGGUGUUCGUAUGUUGGAAUAUUUUGGUGUUGGAGUUUGGGUUCACAGUCUGUCUAUAACAUGGCAAUGUUGGAAAAGCAUGAAUUUUUACGGACAUUUUGUGCUUGCAGCUCUAUUUAUUAUCUCCAUUAUUAUUCCUAAUCCUAGAAAAAGCAAUCAAAGUUUAGCAAAACAUGACAAAUUGUCAUAAUUUCAAACGUGCUACAAAACAUUUCAAACAUUCAUACAGCAUUAGAUGGUUUUAUAGGUAAUACAUAGUAUAACUGAGUUUUUGUGUUCAAGGUUAAUAUGAACUUGUUCACUUUCUAUAUUAUACAUAUAUGUAUAUGCUGUGUUCUAUAACGUUUUUUCAUCACAAAUAGGUACUAAUAUAAAAGCUGAACUUUUCAUGUUCUUGUGAUUAAAAUUUGUUACAAAUCAA
Molecule: messenger RNA, 2099 nt
Organism: Xenia sp. Carnegie-2017
Lineage: Eukaryota; Metazoa; Cnidaria; Anthozoa; Malacalcyonacea; Xeniidae
Product: lysophospholipid acyltransferase 7-like
Exons: 5
Coding region: 450-1868 (472 amino acids)
Biological process (GO): phosphatidylinositol biosynthetic process; lipid modification
Cellular component (GO): membrane; mitochondria-associated endoplasmic reticulum membrane contact site
Molecular function (GO): lysophospholipid acyltransferase activity
Source: RefSeq, a predicted model, not a curated record